CAGCCUUUGGUUGAGAGAAGGGUAAAAAAGAAAGCUAAAAUAAAACACAUUCCCGUUGCUCCAUCAUGAAGAGAGACCCUUAACACUGACUCACUCAUUCUCUCUCUCUUUCUCUCUGCACUUUAGACUCUUCAAAUUCGAUACUUUGCUGUUUUUUACAGAGAACGAGAAGCUCUAUGGGCUUUAUAUCUCUCUAAAACUUUCUCUCUCUGCAUUGUCUUCUUCUACUUCAAGAAUCUCUCCCCAUUUCUUCUUGUUUUGGGUCUCUUUUGUUCACUCAAAGGAAGGAAAUUUUGGGUUUGAUCUUCACAAGUGUUUGUAGAACUGGGUGUGUUUGGUUUUUGUGGGAAAACCUAAGAUUUUGGCUGGAGAAUCCUUGUCCAUUUUGGAUUUUGAUGGGUGUUUUGAGGAUUUGAAGCGAAACCCACAGAUUCUGAGUGGGGGAAAGAGUAGUAGUGGAGCUGUAUGAAUUAGUGCUGGAACAAUGAGAGAUGAGAAUUCUAAGAACAGCAAGCUCUCAUGGUCCAAGAAAAUGGUCAGAAAAUGGUUCAAUAUUAGGUGCAAAAGCGAUGAUUUUCAAGCGGACGAUGUUGCUUAUAGAGGAGGUGAAAUGGAUUACAGGAGCAGCAGCUUCUCAGAGAGAGAACCAUGCACCAUCAAGAAAAGCAAGACAGAGAAAUUCAGCAAAAACGGCGAGCAGGGGCGGCGAGGGAAGAUGAAUCUUGACCAUCCUCGUAUUAUAGAUGUGCAAAACUAUAGCAUUUUUGUUGCUACAUGGAACGUGGCUGGAAGAUCUCCCCCUAACAAUCUAAAUCUGGAGGAUUGGCUUCAUUCUUCACCCCCUGCUGAUAUCUAUGUUCUUGGGUUUCAGGAGAUAGUGCCAUUGAAUGCUGGUAAUAUACUGGGAGCUGAAGACAAUGGCCCUGCUAAGAAAUGGCAGGCUCUCAUUCGAAAGACUCUUAACAAUCUCCCAGGAACUAGUGGUGGUAAUGCAUGUUAUACCCCUUCUCCAAUUCCAAAGCCCAUUGUGGAAAUAAAUGCAGAUUUUGAAGGGUCUGCUAGACAGAAGAAUUCGUCGUUCUUCCAUCGCCGAUCGUUUCAAACGACCAACAGCUGGAGAAUGGACGAUCCAUCGAUACCACAGCCACGACUUGAUCGAAGAUUCAGUGUUUGUGACCGUGUUAUCUUUGGUCAUCGGUCGAGUGAUUUUGAUCCUAACUUUAGAUGGGGCCAUAGGCCAAGUGACUACUCAAGAUCAAGUGACUAUUCCAGGUCUAGUGACUUUUGCAGACCAAGUGACUACUCUAGACCAAGUGACUUUUGCAGGCCGAGUGACUACUCAAGGCCUAGCGACUGCUCACGAUGGGGUUCGUCGGAUGAUGAUAACGUUCCGUGGGAGUCACCGAGCACGGUUUUGUUUUCGCCAAUGUCCCAUGGUGGUUCUUCAUCUCAGGAUGGUGGAUAUAGAAUGCCAGGACAUUCAAGAUAUUGCUUGGUUGCAAGCAAGCAAAUGGUUGGCAUAUUUCUCACCAUAUGGGUUAAAAGUGACUUGAGGGAUCAUGUCCGAAACAUGAAAGUUUCUUCUGUUGGUAGAGGAUUGAUGGGCUACCUUGGGAAUAAGGGAUCAAUUUCUAUCAGCAUGUCAUUGCAUCAGACAAGUUUUUGCUUCAUUUGUACUCACUUAACAUCAGGAGAGAAAGAAGGCGACGAGCUUCGAAGAAACUCAGACGUGAUGGAGAUACUCAAGAAGACGAGGUUCCCACGAGUGCACGGUGCAAGCAGUGACGAGAAAUCCCCAGAAACAAUCCUUGAGCAUGAUCGAGUUAUUUGGCUCGGGGAUUUAAACUAUCGGAUCGCUCUUUCGUACCGGUCUGCCAAGGCACUCGUAGAGAUGCAAAACUGGAGGGGAUUGCUUGAGAAGGAUCAGUUACGAAUAGAACAAAGACGUGGGCGUGUCUUUGCUGGAUGGAACGAAGGAAAGAUUUACUUUCCUCCAACGUACAAAUAUUCGACUAAUUCAGAUCGAUAUGCAGGGGAGGGCAAUCACCCAAAAGAGAAACGUCGUAAACCCGCUUGGUGCGAUCGGAUAUUGUGGCAUGGGGAAGGCCUCCAUCAGUUAUCUUACGUUCGUGGAGAGUCAAGGUUCUCAGAUCAUAGACCGGUUUAUGGAGUGUUUUGGGCCGAGGUUGAGUCGAGCCGAGGGAGAUUAAAGAAAAGCAUGAGUUAUUCUAGUUCCAAGAUUGAGGUCGAGGAGCUUCUCCCGUACGCACAUGGAUACACCGAGCUGAACUUUUUCUGAAAGUGAGAUCAUAUGGCUACACAAUGCAGCCAUAAAUAAAGUGAGGCCUGUGGAAUCACUUAAAAAUGGUGGUGGAGCUCAUCCUUGAAGGUAUCGAUCGAGACGUUUCAUAGCCCAUAGCCCGAAAAAGUCCUCAUUCCUUCCUUCUCAACACAUUGUGCCUUUGAUCAUCAUAUCUUCUUAGCUGCAUAAUUCGGUCUCGUAAUCGACGACGCUUAGCUUUCAGGAUUGGAAAACAGUCAUUGAGUAAAAUUCUUUUCCUCCCUUCAUUUCUUCAUUCUUUCUCUGUCUAGGAAUACACAUUGGUUGCUAAAUACAAGUGAAUGAUACUCAUUACCAUAGUGAUGUAAAAGAGGUGAAAACCUCCACAAGAAAAGUUAAUGAAAAAGAUCAUUUAUUACAGUGUGUGAA
Messenger RNA from Cucurbita pepo subsp. pepo (vegetable marrow), 2710 nucleotides. Its product is annotated as type IV inositol polyphosphate 5-phosphatase 7. The record is from RefSeq and is a predicted model, not a curated record. Gene Ontology annotation, molecular function: phosphatidylinositol-4,5-bisphosphate 5-phosphatase activity; inositol-polyphosphate 5-phosphatase activity; phosphatidylinositol-3,4,5-trisphosphate 5-phosphatase activity. NCBI's taxonomy places the organism in Eukaryota, Viridiplantae, Streptophyta, Magnoliopsida, Cucurbitales, Cucurbitaceae. Gene Ontology annotation, biological process: phosphatidylinositol dephosphorylation.